This is a messenger RNA of Pungitius pungitius (ninespine stickleback), 5074 nucleotides long. RefSeq names its product TBC1 domain family member 10B-like. The coding region runs from base 576 to 3386 and encodes 936 amino acids. The transcript is spliced from 10 exons. The record is from RefSeq and is a predicted model, not a curated record. NCBI's taxonomy places the organism in Eukaryota, Metazoa, Chordata, Actinopteri, Perciformes, Gasterosteidae.
AACAUAAUGUGUGCAGUGGAAGGGAGGCUCCUGUGCUGGUGCGUGCGUGUGCACGACGACAUUGACGAGAACACGCACGUAGCUGUCAGUAGGAAACGCAGGCUGCUGGUGUUGGAUGUACCGCCGCCGCUCUGCUUGGAUACAUGAAAUCAAAGAAACUACGUUCUGUUUCUGAAUGAAAACUACUCAAUAGAAGCUCGCUUGCAUUCGGCGAUAAUUGUCGCUGCAGGCCCGCAUGUCUAACUUGGGUAACCGAAACACUCGGCUAGCUAGCUAGGCUAACAGAAGCAGAACACUACCCGCGCUAAUGCUAAUAGCUACAUUGGGCUAAAUAAGCUAACUUGGCCAGCGAGCUCGCCGAUUGCGAGACGCCUGCGCUUCCAGGUCGUCACCCGGUUGCGCGGUUCCUGCCCCCGGUCACGCCUUUUCGUCGUAUUGCAUUUCGCUGAAGGGGUUGCGGAAACCCGGAGCAGUGGCGGGGGGAGCGUACGGCUAGGAACCCCCCUCCCCCCUGGCCGUCCAGGCGGACGGAUCACGGUGACACGCCGGUUUGUUGGUGAGAUCAGGGAGGAAUAAUGGCUGAACUCGUCACCCUAUCCCCAUCACCCCCUGCUUUGAGUGACCCUCACGCAGUCCCAUCCGUCCCUCCAUCCUCUUCGGUGCUCCCUACUACCAACAGCCCGGCUCCAGAGUCUGCCCGGGACAAGUCCGUGCCCAAGUCUUCCCUCUACAAUGACAAAGCUUUGACUGGAACCAGUCCUGCUGCACCAUCAGGGGAUUCACCCUCCACUCCCCUCCCACCUUUGAGUCCUCCCAAACUCACUGCCGAAACUCCUCUCGCAUCGUUGGUACGCGAGGCUGCUCCACAGACGGACGCCUCAGCAGGGAAAGAUUCAGAGGUCGGCGCUCAUGUUAUGGAGCGGGAAACAAUGAGCAGUGACCCACCGGCCGCAGAGCUCUUUAAUACUGAAAAGGAGACCCCAGCACUGACAAGCGAGCCAUCGGCUCAGAGCGAAGUGCAACAGGCCUCCCCCUCUCCUGAUCUCAAUCCUGGUCCUAAUCUCUACCCCAAUGUGCGUGUCACACACAAUCCAAAUCCUGUAAUGGAUGAUGGUCAAUUUACUGCGGGCCAACCACAAAUUGCUGCGGCUUCCGAUCCCGCCCCCGCCCCCGCCCCUGCGGAGUCCGGUGAAACGGCAACAUUAGCAUCAGCUACAGCCGAAGAGGAGGAACCUCCCCCACCCCCGCAAGCACAAGACCCUCAAAGCCAGCCUCCCCCCACCCCCCCGAAGCCCGUCACCCCCAGUGAAGCAAUGAAAGCACAAGUGCCCGGCUCCCCUACCGGAGCCGAACACCCCAGUCCGACUGUCCCACUGAUCCAGGAGCCGGGCCCUGGCUUCGCGCUGCCUUACCCGAAACCCCGGCCGGCCCCCGACACCCUCAGCUACCUAGAGUCAGCCAGCCUGAUGUCAGGGACGUUGGAAUCUCUAUCUGGGCUGGGAGAGGACGGCAGCUCUGUGGGCUCUGACUCAGAGAUAAACGGCAUGGCUGUCAGGCGCACUGAUAAAUAUGGCUUCCUGGGUGGGAAUCAGUACAGUGACACUGGAGAAAAGGAUAUUCGAGUUGAAGUGGCCAGACAAAGGGAGGUGAAAUGGCUGGAUAUGUUCCACAACUGGGAUAAAUGGAUCAAACACCGCUUCCAAAAGGUGAAGCUGCGCUGCAGGAAGGGGGUUCCGUCUUCUCUCCGAGCCAAAGCCUGGCAGCUGCUGUCCAACAGCCAAGAGCUGCUGGAUGCCAACCCCGGAAAAUUUGAGGAGCUGGAGAGAGAGCAGGGAGAAGCUAAGUGGCUGGACAUUAUAGAGAAAGAUCUCCACAGACAGUUUCCCUUCCAUGAGAUGUUUGCUGCUCGUGGUGGCCACGGGCAGCAGGAUCUGUACCGGAUCCUGAAGGCCUACACCAUUUACCGGCCUGACGAGGGUUACUGCCAGGCCCAGGCUCCGGUGGCCGCGGUGCUGCUCAUGCACAUGCCAGCUGAGCAAGCUUUUUGGUGCCUCGUCCAGAUAUGCGAGAAGUAUCUUCCCGGCUACUACAGCGCUGGACUGGAGGCGAUCCAGCUGGACGGCGAGAUCUUCUUCUCCCUGCUGCGGCGCACGUGUCCGAUGGCGUACCGUCACCUUAAGAAGUUCAAGAUUGACCCGAUUCUCUACAUGACCGAGUGGUUCAUGUGCAUCUUCUCGCGCACCUUGCCCUGGGCCAGUGUGCUGCGUGUCUGGGACAUGUUCUUCUGUGAAGGGGUGAAGAUCGUGUUUCGCGUGGGGCUGGUGCUACUGAAACAGAUGCUCGGCUCUGUGGACAAACUGCGGGAAGUGCAGGGCAUGUAUGAGACCAUGGAGCGCCUCAGGAACAUCUCACCCGACGCCAUCAGAGAGGAAAUACUGGUCCAGGAGAUUAUCAUCACCCCGGUGACGGAGUCGCUCAUCGAGCGGGAGUGCAACAUCCAGGUGAGGAAGUGGCGGGAGUCCAGAGGGGAGCUGACGCACCAGCCCGGCCGCCGCCUCCACGGCACCAGGGCCAUCUUCGAGUACAAGCGCCGCGCCGCCUCCAUCAGCUCCGGCGGCAGCUUCUCCUUCCUGGGAAGCUCCGCCCCGCCGCCGGGGCCCCUCAGGGCCUCCUCCAGCCUCCUCUCGCUCCCCGGCUUCCGCAGGUCCAAGGCCCCCUUCCACUCCCAAGCCAAGAAGAGCUCCUUCUCGGGGCCCUCGUUGAUGGAGUCUUCGCGCCUGGAGCGGGGCCCCAGCCACAAACCGCCCAUCCCCCACGGGGCCGCUCAGAGGCCUCUGGCGCCCCACCUCCGGAGCCCCUUAGUCGGAGGCGCCUCGGGCUCAUCAGGCGGGCCUGCUGCGGCCUCGGCAGACCCCUCGGCACGGGGCCAGCCUGCCGCUUCGGCCCCGACACAAAGCGCAGCGGCACCGGCAGCGGCACCGGCAGCGGCACCGGCAGCAGCAGCACCGCCCAGCACUCUGUCCCCCUCCCCCAGGGUCGUCUCCGAGCAGGUCACGCCCACCAUCCCCUCGCCCACGGCCAACAACGCCCCCCGUCCGCCCAUCGCAGAGUCGAAAAAGGAAGUGGCGCCGGCGCCCGACGCCCCGACCGGGGAGGAAGAGGCGAAGAAGAAGAGGAAGAGCAAAGAGGACAAGAAGAAGGAAAAGGACGAGGAGAAGAAAAAAUUGAAGGAGAAGAAAGAGAAGGACAAGGCCGAAAGGGAGCGGCUCAGGAAGGAGAAAGAGAGGCUGGAGAAAGAGAAGAAGAAAGGGGGGAAGAAAAAGGACAAAGGGGGAGGAGACGCGGAGGAGAAGAAUGGAGCUGCGGCAGCAGGAGAUUCGGCCUAGUUCCCCCCCCCCCUCUUCAUCCAGGAUAAUGAAAAGGGACGGAGAGCCGAGGAGAGGACAGGGGAACAAAAGUCUCCCAGUCACAGAAAGAGUUGUUCAUAAAAAAAGACAAUUAGAAAAAUGGGGUAGCUUCCUCACGCAUCAUUUCAAGGACCACGCGGAGAAAACUGGAUUAUGGUUUUAAUAGCACCUCGAGGGGCGGUUUGACCCCUCGCUCUGUCCCCUCGUUUAGUUUUUGUAAGAUGGGGACGAAUUUUCUUUUUUUUUUUUUUUUUCCCAACUGGAGCAUGGACUGUGAAUUACAGAUUACAGUCAUUUAUUUUUUUUAGUUUUUGGUUUUCAAAUUCUCUUUGGUUGUCAUUAUGAUUUUAAUGGUUCCACAGAAGUAGUUUCCGGUGCCAUAGAGUAUGUAAAUAAAAGGUCCACCUGUUUAGCACGCGGUGCUCUGCUUCUCAAACACAGGCACUGAAGGCAGCAAUGCUAGUAAUGUUGUUGAGGAUGUAUUUAUUGUCUCGUUAAAUGUAGUGAGUGAGUGUGUGUGUGUGCCUUAAUAGUGUAGUGAAAUGUGUUAUCGUUCUGUGUGUGUUUGGCCCCCAUGUUUUCAGUCUCCCUCUGGCUGCUUUUUUUAUUAUUAUUAUUAUUUUUUUUAAAUCCCUGAGUGGUUCUUCUUGCAGUGGAAGAAACCUGGAGGAGGAAAUGAAGGCACGGACGUACAAGAAGGAGAACAUUAACAACACAACCAGGCACCACAAAAUGUGUUUUUUUGUAGUCGCACAAAAGAAAACCCAGCAAGCAUUUUAUUGUUUUUAUUUCAAUUUCUUUUGUCUGAGUUUUUUGCAUAAAGCAGGCGGAACACAGUUGAUGAACUGGUUGCCGUGCACAAGCCCCGCGGACCGAAUCUCUCUUCAAAUUAGUAUUAUUUCUGCUUUGGGUCGAACAAAUUGUUAUUAUUUUUUUUUUUAUUUAGCCAAAUUUCCGCGCGGGUAAGAAGUUCGCGGACCCGUUGGAAUGUGACCUGGAGUAACUUGGAGAGAAUGAAGGAAGAUGUUUUGCACCACUGAAGUCGACCACUCCGUUAGCGCAGCGACGUAGAAAACGAGUCUCAGUCUAAAAUCUGCCUCGAGGACCUAUAGGAAGCCACUUGACUGGAGGCGCCAGGUGUGCCAAUGUAGCAUUGACCUCCGAUCUUUGGCCUUCGGGCCCUGGUGUAUUUAUGUACAAAGUGGUUAAUUUAAUCAAAUAUAGUAUAUUAUGAAUUAUUAUUAUUGUUUUGCAUCUGACUAUUUUUCUAAUGUGAGCGAGAGACACCUGGUCGACUGGAACUACGCGCAGCGUGAUCAUCUAAGUGUUUAUUUUUGAUUUCCUUUGCACGCCAUUUGCUUCCCCUCCUACACGACCACCUCCAUGCAUGUCUUUGCUAUUCUUUAGGUUCACUGUCACUCGUCGGUUAGGUCAAACGACGUGCUUUGCUGACGUGUUGGAUGGACUCUGGCGCCACGACGGGCCUCCGAUGGAACUAAACUGUUUUUUGUUUUUUUUUCCAGACGGGAUUUUUGGGAGUUGCCGCUCUUAAUCGUACUGUAUAAUAUACUAAAGAAGUGAUUUGUGAGCUUUGGAUGGCUCUUGAAUUGGAGACCUCGGAGUACGUCUGUCUCAACAAAAAAAAAAAAAAAGUUGUGUUGUAACAC